Messenger RNA from Vitis vinifera (wine grape), 5013 nucleotides. RefSeq lists its product as uncharacterized. The transcript has 3 exons. NCBI's taxonomy places the organism in Eukaryota, Viridiplantae, Streptophyta, Magnoliopsida, Vitales, Vitaceae. Gene Ontology annotation, molecular function: transcription coactivator activity. Bases 528 to 1595 code for a protein of 355 amino acids. Gene Ontology annotation, biological process: regulation of transcription by RNA polymerase II. Gene Ontology annotation, cellular component: SAGA complex. The record is from RefSeq and is a predicted model, not a curated record.
GGCCGAAGAGGCGACCACGAGGGAAGAAGCGAGAGUGAGAGACUUCAACUAAAAACUGGAGUAUGAUUGGAGGCCACCAACUUCAAAACCUUAGUAGUACCUCACACCUCCCUUAAACGCACGUGUCGUUUGACCUUGACCCAACCCCAAUCAGUUCAUGCCUCAAAGAAGCUUCCGAAACCCCAGUCCUACUCGGAGUCUUUGGACUAAAAGCCCUAACCUCUCUCUUCGUCCUCUCUGACUGUAGCUAAUCAACCAACAAGCGAAGCAACAAUCUCAAGGGAAUAUUAUGUGCAGCUUAAGUGAAUUCGACAUACCCCGCCCCUUCAUUGUCGCAGAAUUUUCGUGAUGGGCAUUCUAUCAGCAUCCAUUGCUGACUUUUCCGAGCUGAUGUCGGACCUACCAAUUUAGACCGACGAAAUUAGGGUUUUCAGUUUGAAUUGAGAAAUGGUUUGAAGCUUAUGGAAUUUCUUGCAAUUGGGUGGGGGAUUUGAUUUUGAUGAUAGUGAGGAGUACCGGAAAUCAAAAUGCUGGUUGGUCGAAACUUUUCCCGGAUACACACUUUGGAGCUGAAAAUCCAGAUUGAAAAGAAGCUAGGGCGUGCGAAAGCAGAGAAAUACUUUGAUCUCCUUACCAAAUAUUUAAGUCUCAAACUUAGUAAAAACGAGUUUAAUAAACUCUGCAUAGACACAAUAGGAAGAGAGAAUGUGUUACUUCAUAAUCAACUCAUUGGAUCCAUUAUAAAAAAUGCAUGCCUUUCCAAGAGUCCCCCACCUAAACAGAGCAAAACAGAAGGUUCUUUAAAUGUUAAAGUAGCAAAUGGGUAUCAAAGGAGUAGUCUUCAGUCAAUAUGCAGAGAUGUGUUUCCUCAAUCCCCUCGAAAGGGAAGAACUCCAAGUCUUCGAGACCGCAAGUUCAGGGACCGUCCAAGCCCUCUUGGACCACAUGGGAAGAAUCAUAGUGUUGUAUGUGAAGAUACAGUGCCUAAAAUUCAAGAACAGCAAAGUGCUACUGAGCUGCUUUCCUUGGGCAGCAGACCCCCAGGUGAAGUGAAUUCAGUAGAAGAUGGGGAAGAGGUUGAGCAGGCCGCUAGAAGCCCAGGAAUCCACAGUAGGAGCCCUGUUACAGCUCCUCUUGGCAUCCCGAAGACUACAAUAGUGACAAGAAAAGUGCUGUGUAAUGAAGCACCGUCUGCUUUCCAAAUUGAGUCUUGUCAGAUCAUGGGUGAGCUACCUGAUACCCAUUCUCUGAGGAAUAGGUUGGAACAGAAAUUGGAGAUGGAGGGAUUUAAGAUCUCAGGGGAUUGCAUUAGCCUUUUGAACAAUGGGCUGGAUGUUUUCCUGAAGAGAUUGAUAAAACCCUGUCUGGAAUUAGCCAGUUCAAGGUCUGGACAGAAGCAUCUAAGCCAAAAACACGGUCACGUUGUACCUGGUCCAAAAGGGAUGUGGCCUGUGAGGUAUGUACAAAAACCAGCUGGAUCCAUUCCUGCAUCCAUCUUGGAUUUUCGUGUUGCAAUGGAGUUAAAUCCAUAUAUACUAGGGGAAGAUUGGCCAGUAAAACUUGAGAAAGUUUGCUUGCGUGCAUCAGGAGAAUAACUGAAACUGAUGGUUUUAAUGUGACCAUAAUUUCAGGUUUGUCUUUCGAAGUGAUGACAUGUUAUUGUCAUUCUAAAAUCCAAUUCUAACAUUUAUCUUGACCUCCCAGUUUUCCAAGCAUUGCUGAAGUACAUAAGAAGUAGAAGCGAUGGGAAGUUUUGGAACAAGGUGAUUAGGUUGUAAAUAAAUCUCAGCGCCAAUUAUUCCCAGGAUGGUAUACCGUCAGUGGUAUAAGAUAAACACAUCAACAGAAGCUGGCCAUUAUAAAUAGCUUUGUAGACUUCUUGAACUCAUAUCUAUAGUUUUUUCAUUUUAUAAUUUUUGUUAAAUAAAACUUAUUUAUAGGGUUGCAAGACUUACAGUUGUUGAAUUUUUAGUGAGGUUGAAUAAAUUUUUCAUUUUGACAUAAUGUUGUUCAACUAUUUAUGGUUUUGAUGCUUUCUUACUCCCCUUCCCCCUGCACACAUGUGCUCUCUCACUGCAUGGUGGUCAUCUGUUAUGAAUCAUAAUGAUGUGCAUUUGUGUGCAAGUGUGCAUGUGUGUUUCUGCACUUUCUUUCCAGCAGUCAUCAGCUAUGCGAUCAAAAUGGACUUGCGUCAACACUGUCUAAAAAGGCUGGUCCCUUGAUCAAUAGAGUGUGAAAUGGGCAUGAAGCUCUUUGUUUUUGGCCUGAGUCAAUACAAGCGAAGGUUCUAUCUUUUAAUGCGUUCUCUGGCAAACGUACAAUCUUUCAACAUAUUCUCUCGGCUGGACUUGUCAAUACCCACUGCUGUACAAAUUUGUUUAUGGUUGAUUUCAGAGGUACCACUUUCUCAUGUUUUGUUGAUUAUUCACUGGUGCCAUUUGGUUUUGUGUAAAGUUUGUUUUUUGAUUAUUGUCAUUCUUGAAAUUUGCUUGCUCAUUUGUGUUCCUUGCAACCCUAUGUAGUUGGAAAUAAGGCAGGCCUGCAGUCUGGCAGUAGGAUAAAAUAUUGAUUCGAAAAAAUUCUUCAAGGCUUUUAUGUCAUUUAUCUAUCAUCUUACUCUGGAAAUGAAACAUACUGAAAUGGGUGGACAACUAGAUGUGAUACACCUGUCUGGAGCUCUGAUGCCUAUCCUUCAAAUAAGACUUCUGAGUGCAGAGGAAGUCUGACACUCAUUGGCACUGAAAGCAAGCCACGGGAUUCUUAUUCUGAUUGGGUGCUGCUUUUCUCCCUUCUUUUCUUGAUUGGCAUAUUAAUAAUUAAAGCAUGAAUAAAUAACAAGCUUGGAAGCUAUUCCAAUGAUCUUACACCUUUUCAAUAAUUUUAAGCAAAUUUCAUCGUUGAAAUGAGUCUCAAGGGUGCAAGUACUAACUGGUUCUUGGGAUAUUGAGGAGCACAUUUUGGAGACCAUUCCCAUGGUAUUAUUAUUCUAUAUUAAUUAGAACAUUGGGCCCUGGAAGAGGGGGAAAUGGCUAGGAGUAAUGGUAGGGUUUCUAGCUUGGGAUCAAGGAGAGUUGUCCUACUAUGCAUUGGGUUUGCAAGGUUUUUUGGGUACACUCAAAUUCUACAUUUUGGCGUCUUAGCAAGGAGCAUGUUGGAGGAUUUUUUAAAUGGUGCAAUGCUCUUUGUGGAGAGACUUAACUAUAGUCUAUAGGGUCUUACUAUUGAUAUAUUUUUGGAUUCAGUAGGGAUUUCAGCAGGUGUUUCUUUUCUAGAUUUACUGGAACUGUUUUCAUGUGGUUCCCCUCCCUAUAGCUCCACAAAAUAGGAUCCUCUUUGUGCUCAUGGGGCUUGCUCCUUUCUAUUUCCUUAUUAUAAAAAAAAUAUUACAUAUUUUUUAGGAAACAGAAAUGAGGUUAUUUAUUAGGUGGUGUUAUUAGAUACUCUAAUCAUGAAAGACCAGCUUUCAUCAAUCAACUUAACUAGCAUAGUUGUUAAGCUGAUGAACAAAGGAAUUUAUCAUGUUUGUUUGUGGUUCCUUCUCUGCAUGUUUCUAAUUUUUUAUGGUUAUAUUUACCCUUUUUUUUGGUAUGAGACAAAUAGGAUUAUUAUGUUAAUGCCCAGGCACCAUGCUGAUUUAAAGAAAAAGGCAACCCAGGAUUUAUGAGUCACUUUCACUGGUCCCGCUGCUUUAUGCCACCUUUGUUUUCCAAUGAGAAGAUGUCAAAAGUAUGGCUCUUAUAAGGCUCCCAUGGAGUGCAUUGCUGCAGUUCUUGAUAAACCAGGUAAGAGAACUUGAUCGGUCUCUCUACUCCCUAACCACCCUGUUUUUCUUUUGUGUAAUGGCAUCCUUACAGAGAUUGUGACCCUAAAGUAGUUAGGUCGAUUUGAUUAUCAUGGUAUGGUAGAAAAUCUUUCAGAGGUCUUGAAUCUUGGCUCAAAAUUGUAAUACUUGCAUCAAACUUCUCAGCAAAAGGGGGUUUAGCUUCUGACCAGCUUUUUCUUUGCUACAUGGAGCUUGUAUCUUUGACAUCUCUUAUCAAAACUUCAAUAUCAAUUAUGAAAGCGGUUAGAAAUCAUCACUUGCGCAUAUAUAUAGUUCUUCUUUCAUGUUGAUUAUCCUUGAGCCUGACUUGCUUCACAAGUAAUGUAUUGACCGAGUAUCAUGCCCUUGCCCUGCUUCACAAGAUAGAAAUUCUAUUAAUGUUGUGGCCAUGCCCUGCUUACAAGGUGUAAAUUAACCAAGCUUAGUGGGUUACCACACUAAGAAUACAUGCGAUUUUGAUUAAGUUCAAUCUUUACGCAGAUCAUUUAUGGGGCGAUUACACUCGGCUUCUUUGUCAAAUUAUGUGACAUUUGACAAUGAUAUGGGUUUAUUAUGUUUGACAAAUUUGAGUACUCUGGUGUUUGGUUGCACGACUCCUACUGAUGUAAACCAUUGUUCUAAUGUCUCUGUGUACUACAACUCAACUAUGACCUUUACUAUAAAACAUUAAUGAAAGAUGUCGAUAUGUACAGCUUUUUCCAAUAUCAAAACCCGUGGAAGACGAACUAUCGGAUAGGGUUGGACUAGGAGAAAAUGAUUGGAUCAGCUAUCUCUAUAUAAAAUUAAGAGAUUAUAUAUUUCUAUGCUGUUGGAGGGUUCUCGGUGGUGAUGAUGAUCUAAUUUGAUGUGUCGGCAACACUAACAUAUGAUUUGUGAAUUUGAGUACAUCGGCUUAAUCAUGUUAAAAGCUGAAUUACUUACUUGAUCAAGGACAUGAUGAUACCCAAAAUAAGAAUUGGUUUGUAUUGGAGUCACAUGUCAAAGAGAUGAGGGUAACAUAAUCAUUGAAUGUAGAACCGAACAUCGUCAAUCAUGAUGGGAGGAUCAAUCUAAUUCACGUGGUCUGAAUCAAAAUGGGGUUAGAACAGGUUUUGAACAGGACAAAUGUUAGGCACGGUAGGUGUUUAAGGAUAGGAUAUUUUUGUAAAUCAAGCAAUUCAAUUCCAAGACACGACAUGUUUUGACCGGAA